AUGAAGAGAAGCCUCGCAUUGAUCAGCACCGACAAACGGGGAAAUUCUGGGCAGCAGCUCAGCACGAGCUCCUGCAAGAGAGAAACGCCGGCGGCACAUGCUGCCCUCUUUUGCUGCCGGGCCAUCAUCGUACUUAGGACUCCUUUAGGAGCGAGGAGGACGAUGCCGGUGCAGAACGUGAGUAGGAUGGAGGUCUCGUAGAACCCGAAGAACAGCAGGCUGCUCACCGGCUGCGGCGAUUGAGCCAAGAGAAGUGCAAACGACGCCGAAAUCAGGAGAAGAGCAAACAGCUGAUAAAACCUCUGUGCUUCCUCUCCUCCUCCGAGAAGAGGAGGCGCCACUCUUCCCAAUGGGGGGGGUGUUGA
Spirodela intermedia is the source of this 365-nucleotide messenger RNA. NCBI's taxonomy places the organism in Eukaryota, Viridiplantae, Streptophyta, Magnoliopsida, Alismatales, Araceae. The record is from the annotation of a GenBank genome assembly.